Messenger RNA from Dictyostelium purpureum, 675 nucleotides. RefSeq lists its product as uncharacterized. Gene Ontology annotation, molecular function: glutathione transferase activity. The transcript is spliced from 2 exons. The record is from RefSeq and is a predicted model, not a curated record. Bases 1 to 675 code for a protein of 224 amino acids. Gene Ontology annotation, cellular component: cytoplasm. NCBI's taxonomy places the organism in Eukaryota, Evosea, Eumycetozoa, Dictyosteliales, Dictyosteliaceae. Gene Ontology annotation, biological process: glutathione metabolic process.
AUGGAAGCUUCUAAUAAGGUUAUUCUCUAUGGUGAUCCACUUAGCCAACCAACUCGUGCUGUUCAAUGGGUUCUUAUAUUAAACAAGAUUGAAUAUGAAUUUAAAUUGGUUUCAAUUAUUAAAGGUGAACAGCGUGGUGAGGAGUAUGCUAAAAUUAAUCCAUUACAAAAAUUACCAGCUAUUGUCUACAAGGGUCAAGCUUAUUUUGAAAGUCAUACAAUUUUAAGAUUCCUUUGCUAUGAAUUUAAACUUAAUAGUUUAUACAGCCCAGAUGACAUUCAAAAAAGAGUUAAAGUUGACGAAUAUCUAGAUUUCCACCAUUUAGGUUUAAGAAAGUAUGCCUCAACUAAAUUUUUCUUAACUUUUGCUGCCCCACAUUUAGGUAUUCCAGUAUCACAAGAGCACCUUAAAGAAGCAGAUACCUAUUUACCAAAAGCAUUACAUCAAAUAGAAACUGUAUUCUUAAAAGAUAAGAAAUUCAUUGCAGGUAAUGAGGUAACCAUCGCAGAUUUUUCAUGUUACAAUGAAUUAAAUGAAUUAUUACUUAUCAAAUUUGAUUUUGCUCCAUACAAAGUUAUCACUGAAUGGAUGAAGAGAAUGGAACAAAUUGAAGGUUACAAAGAAUCAAAUGCUGCUUUUCUCAAAAUUUUAGAAACUGGUAAAUUGGAAAAAUAA